CGGAAAUUCCACCGUCCGGAAAAAGAAGAAAGAAAAAAAGAUAAAGGGAGACGACAAGGAAAACGUAGCUGCCCACCCCGGCCCGAAUCAAUUUAGGGGAGGACUGAGGAGUCAAGCGUCUGACGGACGCACGUAACGGCGACCGCCAAGCCUUUCUUCCUCGGACUCCCCCAACCCAUUAUUUCCCCAUUUCCACCCUCCUCCACCGGCCGGAGCUGCGGAACCGACUCGGAGCUCCUUCCGAUUCGGAAUGUAGCACGAGAAAUCCCGGAAAAGAAGAAACCACUCAAGGGGAAUAAUAUCUGAGAUGGGCCGAGAUCAGUCGAAGCUCCUCAGGAUCCUUAUUCCCCUCUUCGCCCUUAACUCCGUCACCAUCUUCCUCUACUUCUCCUUCCACCACCACGACGCCCCGCCGCUUCCCACCUCCAGUCGCCAAUUCCUUCCCGACCCAAUUCACCACCAGCCCUCCAACGCCACCCCCGACGACGGUUACCUCAAGCCCUGGCCCAUCCUCCCUUCUUACCUCCCUUGGACUCGCAAACCCAAGGACGACGCCCCCUACCGCUCCUGCGAGGCGUAUUUCGGCAACGGAUUCACCCGUCGCGUCGAUGUCCUCCCGCCUUCCCCCGAUCGCUCCGCCGGAUGGUUCCGCUGCUUCUUCAGCCGGACGCUGCUGAGCUCGGUCUGCGAGGGCGGCGGGAUUCGGAUGGUACCCGAUAGGAUUGCGAUGUCGAGGGGCGGGGAGGCGCUGCAUGAGGUUAUUGGGCGGGAUGAGGAAGAUGAGAUGCCGAUUUUUCAGGACGGCGCGUUUCAGAUUCUGGGUUCGUCGGAGGGUAAGGCGAGGAGGUGGAAGAAGAGGAGGAAGCUUGUGGACGAGGGGUUUCUCGGCGAGUACCUGCCGGCGGGAGAAAUUGAGAGGCACACGAUGCGGCAGCUUGUGGGUUCGAUUCAAAUGGUGGAUGCCACGGAGUUCCAGUGUGAUCAGGACGACAUUGAAUGCUGUCCUGAUCUCCUGAUCGAUCCGGUGAGAAUUAAUUGCCAGGGGGAUCUGGAAGAGAUGUGUAGCUUUACACCGAAAUGGAUAAAUGCCAUGCUAAUGUGGAUUGAGGAGCCGACGUUGCUUGUCACCAGAUUUGAGUAUGCGAACCUUUUCCACACUGUAACAGAUUGGUACAGUUCAUAUGCGGCUUCUAAAGUCACGGAGUUGCCUUACCGGCCUCAUUUGGUUUUCGUGGAUGGCCAUUGUAGAGCACCCUUGGAAGAAACCUGGAGUGCUCUCUUCUCUAGCAUCCAAUAUGCUAAAAACUUUACGGGCUCAGUGUGUUACCGCCAUGCUGUACUUGUUCCUCUGGGAUAUGAGACUGCCCUCUUCAAGGGUCUAUCUGAAGAUAUAUUCUGUAAUGGAGCUCCUGGGAAAGAACUUUGGAUGAACCCUGAUGAACACAAGACAGCACGAUUGUCAGAGUUUGGAGAAAUGAUAAGAGCAGCCUUUCACUUCCCGGUCAAUAGGCCUGGUUCCGAAAAGCCAGCUUCAGGCCUCAAUGUCCUUUUUGUGAGAAGGGAAGAUUACUUGGCCCACCCACGCCACGAUGGAAAGGUUCAAUCGAGACUCAGCAAUGAAGAAGAGGUGUUCGAUGCUGUACAGAAAUGGGCAUCAUAUAAACACAAUAAUCAUUCAGAGUGUAAAGUGAAGGUGGUGAAUGGAUUAUUUGCACACAUGCCAAUGAGGGAGCAACUGAGAGCCAUUCAAGAGGCUUCUGUUAUCAUAGGCGCUCAUGGUGCUGGCUUGACUCACAUUGUGUCGGCUACACCAAGAACUGUGAUUCUCGAGAUUGUGAGCGCAGAGUUCAGACGCCCACAUUUUCAGUUGAUUGCCCAGUGGAAAGGGCUGGAGUAUCACGCAAUAUAUCUCGAGGAGUCGCAUGCUGAUCCAGUGGUUGUGAUCAGCAGGCUGGGACGCAUUGUGAGAAGCUUUGAAUGUUGAGAAGAAAUCUUUCCCCUCUUUAAUCAACCGUCCAUUAGGGUGAGUUCUUAAUGAUAAACAUCGUUAAGGGAUGCUGAGGAGGCCAUGGCAGAUUCAAAUUUUUACCAUACGAAGAUCAAUUUGUGCGAUGUGGAGGAGAGCUUGGACUCAAUGUGGAUGGAAGCUGACGCUGAUCGCUGAAUGUAAAUUUGGCUAGUUUGAUCAUGACAAUUGCAGCGUUCUAUGUCGUUGGCGGGCAUAGAGGGUGAAAGGUCAAAUGGAGGCAAUUUUAUUCUACUCUGGCUGAUAACCGGCAAGGCGGCUGUCCUAACUUGUGACUGCCUUUGUAGAGUUGUGUCAUUCAGGUUGUUAGGCGGGUUAGGUGGGGGCUGAUUGUUUCUGGGAAAUCUCUGUAACAUAGGAAUACGCAAAACUCAUGUCUUGUCAUGGAGAUGAUGGCAUCAUAUGCUCAUAUCAGUUGGGAGUUGAAUGGGAGAAAGAAAGUCGCUGAUUGCUGGU
Messenger RNA from Linum tenue, 2482 nucleotides. The record is from the annotation of a GenBank genome assembly. Lineage: Eukaryota; Viridiplantae; Streptophyta; Magnoliopsida; Malpighiales; Linaceae.